Molecule: messenger RNA, 11462 nt
Organism: Hipposideros armiger (great roundleaf bat)
Lineage: Eukaryota; Metazoa; Chordata; Mammalia; Chiroptera; Hipposideridae
Gene: LAMA5
Product: laminin subunit alpha 5
Exons: 80
Coding region: 47-11119 (3690 amino acids)
Biological process (GO): cell adhesion; regulation of cell migration; regulation of cell adhesion
Cellular component (GO): basement membrane
Molecular function (GO): signaling receptor binding; extracellular matrix structural constituent
Source: RefSeq, a predicted model, not a curated record
CGAGCAGUCAGUCCCGCUGGCGGAGCGCGCGGCCCGGAGCCUGGAGAUGGGGCGGUACGGCCCCGCGCCAACGCCGCCGCUGCUGCUGCUGGCCGGGCUGGCGCUGCUGGGCGCGGCGCGGGCGGCGGCCGGCGGCGGCUUCAGUCUGCACCCGCCCUACUUCAACCUGGCGGAGGGCGCCCGCAUCGCCGCCUCGGCCACCUGCGGCGAGGAGGGCUCUGCGCGCGGCGCCCCGCGCCCCACCGAGGACCUCUACUGCAAGCUGGUGGGGGGCCCCGUGGCCGGCGGCGACCCCAACCAGACCAUCCAGGGCCAGUACUGUGACAUCUGCACGGCGGCAAACAGCAACAGGGCACAUCCCGUGAGCAACGCCAUUGACGGCACGGAGCGCUGGUGGCAGAGCCCGCCCCUGUCCCGCGGCCUGGAAUACAACGAGGUCAACGUCACCCUGGACCUGGGCCAGGUUUUCCACGUGGCCUACGUGCUCAUCAAGUUCGCCAACGCCCCUCGGCCGGACCUCUGGGUGCUGGAGCGGUCCACGGACUUUGGCCACACCUACCAGCCGUGGCAGUUCUUUGCCUCCUCCAAGAGGGACUGCCUUGAGCGAUUUGGGCCGCGGACGCUAGAGCGCAUCACGCGGGACGACGAUGUCAUCUGCACCACGGAGUACUCCCGGAUCGUGCCGCUGGAGAACGGCGAGAUUGUGGUGUCCCUGGUGAACAGGCGCCCGGGCGCCAUGAACUUCUCCUACUCGCCCCUGCUGCGUGACUUCACCAAAGCCACCAACAUCCGCCUGCGCUUCCUGCGCACAAACACGCUGCUGGGCCACCUCAUGGGCAAGGCGCUGCGGGACCCCACUGUCACCCGCCGGUACUAUUACAGCAUCAAGGACAUCAGCAUCGGUGGCCGCUGCGUCUGCCAUGGCCACGCGGAUGUCUGCGACGCCAAAGACCCCACAGACCCCUUCAGGCUGCAGUGUGCCUGCCAGCACAACACUUGCGGGGGCUCCUGUGACCGCUGCUGCCCAGGCUUCAACCAGCAGCCGUGGAAGCCGGCGACGUCGGACAGUGCCAACGAGUGUCAGUCCUGCAACUGCCACGGCCACGCACACGACUGCUACUACGAUCCCGAGGUGGACCGGCUCAACGCCAGCCAGAACCAGGACAGCAUCUACCAGGGCGGGGGCGUGUGCAUCGACUGCCAGCACCACACCACCGGCAUCAACUGUGAGCACUGUCUGCCAGGCUUCUACCGCGCCCCAGACCACCCCCAGGACUCACCCCACGCUUGCCGCCGCUGCAACUGCGAGUCGGACUUCACCGACGGGACGUGUGAGGAUCUGACUGGCCGCUGCUACUGCCGGCCGCGUUUCACGGGGGAGUGGUGUGACGCGUGCGCCGAGGGCUUCACGGGCUUCCCGCUCUGCUACCCGGUGCCCUCCUCCCACAAUGACACCGGGGAACAGGUACUGCCGGCCGGACAGAUUGUGAACUGUGACUGCAGCGCCGCUGGGACCCAGGGCAACGCCUGCCGGAAGGACCCGCGGGUGGGACACUGCGUGUGCAAACCCAACUUCCAGGGCACCCACUGCGAGCUCUGCGCCCCAGGGUUCUACGGCCCAGGCUGCCAGCCCUGCCAGUGUUCUAGCCCUGGAGUGCUGGACAGUGAUUGUGACCGUGACUCGGGCCAGUGCACGUGCCGAGCAGGCUUCGAGGGGGCCGCCUGUGACCGCUGUGCUCCUGGCUACUUCCACUUCCCCCUCUGCCAGCUGUGUGGCUGCAGCCCUGCCGGGACACUGCCCCAGGGCUGUGACAAGGCUGGCCGCUGCCCAUGCCGGCCUGAGUUUGAUGGCCCUCACUGUGACCGCUGCCGCCCUGGCCACCAUGGCUACCCUGACUGCCGUGCCUGCAACUGUGACCCUCAGGGUGCUUUGGACCAGCUCUGCGGGGCAGGCGGCUUAUGCCGCUGCCGCCCCGGCUACACGGGCGCCACCUGCCAGGAGUGUAGCCCUGGCUUCCACGGCUUCCCCGCCUGUGCCCCCUGCCAGUGCUCUGCCGAGGGCUCCCUGCACGCAGCCUGCGACCCCCGCAGCGGGCAGUGCAGCUGCCGACCCCGUGUGACGGGGCUGCGAUGUGACACAUGUGUGCCUGGCACCUACAACUUCCCCUACUGCGAAGAUGGCUCCUGUCACCCUGCUGGUCUAGCCCCAGCCAAUCGCAUCCCACCUGAGGCACAGGCCUCCUGUACAUGCCGGGCUCAUGUGGAGGGGCCAAGCUGUGAUCGCUGUAAACCUGGGUUCUGGGGACUGAGUCCCAGCAACCCCAAGGGCUGCACCCGCUGCAGCUGCGACCCCAGGGGUACACUGGGUGGAGUUGCCGAGUGCCAGCUGGGCAAUGGCCAGUGCUUCUGCAAGCCCCACGUGUGUGGCCUGACCUGCGCAGCUUGCAAGGACGGCUUCUUUGGGCUGGACCAGGUUGACUACUUUGGCUGCCGCAGCUGCCGGUGCGACGUUGGAGGUGCGCUGGGCCAGGGCUGUGAACCCAGGACGGGCGCCUGCCGGUGCCGGCCUAACACCCAGGGCCCCACCUGCAGCGAGCCGGCGCGGGACCACUACCUCCCCGACCUGCAUCACCUGCGCCUGGAGCUGGAGGAGGCUGCCACCCCCGACGGCCAUGCCGUGCGCUUUGGCUUCAACCCCCUCGAGUUUGAGAACUUCAGUUGGAGGGGCUAUGCGCAAAUGGCGCCCAUCCAGCCCAGGAUCGUGGCGAAGCUGAACGUGACCUCCCCUGACCUCUUCCGACUCGUCUUCCGCUAUGUGAACCGCGGGCCCACGAGCGUGAGCGGGCGCGUCUCUGUGCGGGAGGAGGGCAAGUUUGCCACCUGUGCCAACUGUACGGAGCAGAGCCAGCCCGUGGUCUUUCCACCCAGCACGGAGCCUGCCUUUGUCACUGUGCCCCAGAGGGGCUUCGGGGAGCCCUUCGUGCUGAACCCUGGCACCUGGGCCCUGCUCGUGGAGGCUGAAGGGGUGCUCCUGGACUACGUGGUGCUGCUGCCCAGUGCCUACUACGAGGCGGCCGUGCUACAGCUGAGGGUGACCGAGGCCUGCAGGUUCCAGAGCACCGCCCAGCACGCCGGGGAGAACUGCCUCCUCUACACACACCUGCCCCUGGACGGCUUCCCCUCAGCCUCUGGGCCCAAGGCCCUGUGUCGCCAUGACAACAGCCUACCUCGGCCCUGCCCCACGGAGCAGCUCAGCCCCUCACACCCACCGCUGGCCGCCUGCCAGGGCAGUGAUAUGGACAUCCAGCUGCAGGUAACGGUGCCACGGCCUGGCCGCUAUGCCCUGGUUAUGGAGUACGCCAAUGAGGAUGCCCACCAGGAGCUGGGCGUGGCCAUGCACACCCCCCAGAGGGCACCCCAGCAGGGGGCGCUCACCCUGCACCCCUGCCUGUACAGCACCCUGUGCCGAGGCACCGCCCUAGAUGCCCAGCGCCACCUGGCAGUGUUCCACCUGGACACAGAGGCCAGCAUCCAGCUCACGGCCGAGCAGGCACGCUUCUUCCUGCACAGCAUCACCCUGGUGCCCGUGGAGACAUUCAGCUCAGAGUUCGUGGAGCCCCGAGUCCACUGUGUCAGCAACCAUGGCACCUUCAACCCCAGCAGUGCCGCCUGCCUGCCUUCCCGCUUCCCGAAGCCGCCCCAGCCCAUCAUCCUCAGGGACUGUCAGGUGCUGCCGCUGCCACCCAGCCUCCCGCUCAGCCAUUCGCAGGAGCUCACCCCAGGCGCACCCCCGUCUGGGCCCCAGCCUCGGCCCUCCACCGCCGUGGACCCCAACGUGGAACCCACCCUGCUGCGCCACCCCCAGGGCACAGUGGUCUUCAACACACACGUGCCCACCCUGGGCCGCUAUGCCUUCCUGCUGCACAGCUACCAGCCGGCCCACCCCACCUUCCCUGUGGAGGUCCUCAUCAACGGGGGCCGCGUCUGGCAGGGCCACGCCAACGCCAGCUUCUGCCCACACGGCUAUGGCUGCCGCACCCUGGUGGUGUGUGAGGGCCAGGCCAUCCUGGACGUGACCGACAGUGAACUCACAGUGACCGUGCGUGUGCCCGAGGGCCGGUGGCUCUGGCUGGAGUAUGUGCUGGUGGUCCCUGAGGAUGCCUACAGCUCCAGCUACCUCCGGGAGGAGCCCCUGGACAAGUCCUAUGACUUCAUCAGCCACUGUGCCACCCACGGCUACCAUGUCAGCCCCACCAGCUCGUCCCAGUUCUGCCGAGAUGCCGCCACCUCUCUGUCCCUCUUCUAUAACAACGGGGCUCGGCCUUGUGGCUGCCACGAAGUGGGUGCCGUGAGCCGCACAUGUGAGCCCUUCGGGGGCCAGUGUCCCUGCCGCGCCCACGUCAUUGGCCGAGACUGCUCCCGCUGCGCCACCGGCUACUGGGGCUUCCCCAACUGCAGGCCCUGCGACUGCAGCGGCCGCCUGUGUGACGAGCUCACAGGCCAGUGCAUCUGCCCGCCACGCACCGUCCUGCCCGACUGCAUCAUCUGCCAGCCCCAGACCUUCGGCUGCCACCCUCUGGUUGGCUGUGAGGAGUGUAACUGCUCCCGACCUGGUGUCCAGGAGCUCACGGACCCCACCUGUGACGAGGACAGUGGCCAGUGCAAGUGCAGACCCAACGUGGCCGGGCGCCGCUGUGAUGUGUGUGCUCCUGGCUACCAUGGCUACCCGCGCUGCCGCCCCUGCGACUGCCACCAGGCCGGCUCUGCACCUGGCGUGUGCGACCCCCUCACAGGCCAGUGCUACUGCAAGGAGAACGUGCAGGGCCCCAGGUGUGACCAGUGCCGCCUUGGGACCUUCUCCCUGGAUGCCGCCAAUCCCAAGGGCUGCACCCGCUGCUUCUGCUUCGGGGCCACGGAGCGCUGCCGGAGCUCCACACACACCCGCCAUGAGUUUGUGGACAUGGAAGGCUGGACACUGCUGAGCACUGACCGGCAGACAGUGCCCCACGAGCUGCGGGCAGAGGCGCAGCUGCUCCACGCAGACCUGCGGCGUGUGCCCGAGGCCGUCACCGAGCUGUACUGGCAGGCCCCGCCCUCCUACCUAGGGGACCGGGUGUCAUCCUACGGUGGGACCCUCCGCUACGAGCUGCACUCGGAGACCCAGCGGGGAGACGUGUUCAUCCCUGCAGAGAGCAGGCCGGAUGUGGUGCUGCAGGGCAACCAAAUGAGCAUCAUGUUCCUGGAGCCAGCGUACCCGGCCCCGGGCCAUGUGCACCGCGGGCAGCUGCAGCUGGUGGAGGGGAACUUCCGGCACACGGAGACUCACAGCAGUGUGUCACGUGAGGAGCUCAUGAUGGUGCUGGCCGGCCUGGAGCAGCUGCACAUCCGUGCCCUCUUCUCAAAGAUCUCCUCGACCGUCUCCCUGCGCAAGGUGGCCCUGGAGGUGGCCGGUGAGAGGGGCCGGGGGCCUCCGGCCAGCAACGUGGAGCUGUGCAUGUGCCCUGCCAACUACCUCGGGGACUCAUGCCAGGAAUGUGCCCCCGGCUAUUACCGGGACGUCAAAGGCCUCUUUCUGGGUCGCUGUGUCCCCUGUCAGUGCCAUGGCCACUCAGACCGCUGCCUCCCUGGCUCGGGCAUCUGUGUGGGCUGCCAGCACAACACGGAGGGUGACCACUGUGAGCGCUGCCAGGAGGGCUUUGUACGCACUGGGUCUGAGGACCCCGCAGCCCCCUGUGCCAGCUGCCCCUGUCCCCUCGCAGUGCCUUCCAACAACUUCGCCAUGGGCUGUGUCUUACGAGGUGGCCGCACCCAGUGUCUCUGCAAACCUGGCUACGCGGGGACCUCCUGUGAGCGGUGCGCGCCCGGCUUCUUCGGGAACCCGCUGGUGCUGGGCAGCUCAUGCCAGCCCUGCGACUGCAGUGGCAACGGUGACCCCAACCUGCUCUUUAGCGACUGCGACCCCCUGACCGGUGCCUGCCGUGGCUGCCUGCGCCACACCACUGGGCCCCGCUGCGAGACGUGUGCCCCCGGCUUCUACGGCAACGCCCUGCUGCCUGGCAACUGCACCCGGUGCGACUGCUCUCCAUGUGGGACGGAGGCCUGCGACCCCCACAGUGGGCACUGCCUGUGCAAGGCUGGUGUGACAGGGCCCCGCUGUGACCGGUGUCAGGAAGGACACUUCGGCUUCGAGGGCUGCAGGGGUUGCCAACCGUGCGCCUGUGGACCGGCCGCUGAGAGCUCCAAGUGCCACCCCCAGAGUGGGCAGUGCCACUGCCGGCCAGGGGCUGGCGGGCCCCAGUGCCAAGAGUGUGCCCCCGGCCACUGGGGGCUCCCCGAGCAGGGCUGCAGGCGCUGCCAGUGCCAGGGGGGCCACUGUGACCUGCACACAGGCCGCUGCACAUGUCCCCCUGGGCUCAGUGGGGAGCGCUGUGACGCCUGUACCCACCAGCACCAGGUGCCGGUGCCUGGCGGGACUGGGGGCCGUGGCGUGCACUGCGAAGUGUGUGACCACUGUGUGGUCCUACUCCUGGACGACCUGGAGCGUGUCGGCGCCCUGUUCCCCGCCAUCCGCGAGCAGCUGCGCAACGUCAACACCAGCUCCAUGGCCUGGGCCCGGCUGCACAGGCUGAACGCCUCCAUCACUGACCUGAAGAGCCAGCUCCGGAGCCCUCCAGGCCCCCGCCACGAGACCGCACAGCAGCUGGAAACCCUGGAACGACGAAGCGCGAGCCUUGGGCAGGACACGCAGCGGCUGGACGGCCGGGCCACAGGAGCCCGAGCACAUGCCGGCCGGCUGCUGGACAGCACGGAGGCCACACUGGGCCGGGCACAGAAACUGCUGGUGGCCAUCCAGGCUGUGGACCGAACCCUAAGCGAGCUCAAGUCCCAGACGGACCGUCUGUCACCAGCUAAUGCCUCGGCUCCAUCAGGCGAGCUGCUGCGCCGGACACUGGCCAAAGUGGAACGACUGCUCACGGAGAUGCGGGCCCGUGACCUGGGGGCCCCACGUGCAGUGGCUGAGGCUGAGCUGGGCGAGGCCCAGAGAUUGCUGGCCCGUGUGCAGGAGCAGCUGACCAGCCGCUGGGAGGGGAACCAGGCGCUGGCCGCCCGCACCCGAGACCAGCUGGCCCGGCAUGAGGCCGGCCUCAUGGACCUGCGAGAGGCCCUGAACCGGGCGGUGAGCACCACACGAGAGGCUGAGGAGCUCAACAGCAGCAACCAGGAGCGACUGGAGGAGGCCCUGCAUCGGAAGCAGGAACUGUCCCGAGACAAUGCCACUCUGAGGGCCACUCUGCAGGUGGCCAGUAAUAACCUGGCCGAGGUCUCUAAGAUUCUGCACGACAUUGACCGGGCCAAGGAGGAGUAUGAGCACCUCGCUGCCAGCCUGGACGGCGCGCAGACACCGCUGCUGGAGAAGAUGCGAGCCUUCUUCCCAGCGAGCAGCAAGGUGGACCUGGUAGAAGCCGCAGAGGCCCACGCGUGGCGGCUGGACCAGCUGGCGCGCAACCUCUCCAGCAUCAUCCGUGGAGUCAACCAGGACCGCUUCAUCCAGAGGGCCAUCGAGGCCGCCAACGCCUACGGCAGCAUCCUGCGAGCCGUGCAGGCUGCCGAGGGGGCCGCGGGCCGGGCCCUACAGCAGGCAGGCCAGACGUGGACGACAGUGGUGCAGCAGGGCCUGGCACCCCGAGCCCGGGAGUUACGGGCCAACAGCAGUGCGCUGGGGGAGGCCCUCCUCAGGGAGCAGCAGAGGUUGGGCCGCGUGUGGGCCACCCUCCAGGGCACUGGGACCCACCUCCGUGAUGCCCGGGCCGAGAAGGAGCAGCUGGCAGCCCAAGUCCAGGAGGUGCAGGCCAUGCUGGCCAUGGACACAGAUGAGACAAGCAAGAAGAUCGCUCAUGCCAAGGCCGUGGCCACGGAAGCACAGGACACGGCCGCCCGCGUGCAGUCCCAGCUUCGGGACAUGCAGAAGACCCUGGAGCAGUGGCAGGGCCAGUACGGGGAUCUAAAGAGCCACGACCUGGACCAGGUGGUUCUCGACGCAGGCCGCUCAGUGUCUAGCCUGGAGAAGACGCUUCCGCAACUGCUGGCCAAGCUGAGCCUCCUGGAGAACCGUGGGGUGCACAAUGCCAGUCUGGCACUGUCCACCAGCAUCAGCCGUGUGCGGGAGCUCAUCGCCCAGGCCCGAGGAGCUGCCAACAAGGUCAAGGUGUCCAUGAAGUUCAACGGGCGCUCGGGAGUGCAGCUGCGCGCCCCCCGGGACCUCUCGGACCUCGCUGCCUACACUGCCCUCAAGUUCUACCUGCAGAGCCCAACGCCAGCGUCCAACCAGGUCGCCGGGGACCAGUUUGUACUGUACAUGGGCAGCCGCCAGGCCACUGGCGACUACAUGGGUGUGGCUCUGCGUAACCAGAAGGUACACUGGGUGUACCGCCUGGGGGAGGCGGGCCCUACGACCCUCAGCAUUGACGAGGACAUAGGGGAGCAGUUUGCAGCCAUCAGCAUUGACAGGACCCUCCAGUUUGGCCACAUGUCUGUCACAGUGGAGAAGCAGAUGAUCCACGAGACCAAGGGUGACACGGUGGCCCCUGGGGCCGAGGGGCUGCUCAAUCUGCAGCCCAACGACUUUGUCUUCUAUGUUGGGGGCUACCCCAGCAACUUCACGCCCCCGGAGCCCCUCCGCUUCCCCCGCUACCGGGGCUGCAUUGAGAUGGACACGCUCAACGAGGCGGUGAUCAGCCUCUACAACUUUGAGAAGACCUUCCUGCUCAACACAGCCGUGGACAAGCCUUGUGCCCGCUCCAAGGCGACUGGAGACCCGUGGCUCACAGAUGGCUCCUACCUGGAUGGCUCCGGCUUCGCCCGCAUCACCGUGGAGAGGCAGAUCAGCAACACCAAGCGCUUCGACCAGGAGCUGCGGCUGGUGUCCUCCAGUGGGAUCAUCUUCUUCCUGCAACACCAGAGCCAGUUCCUGUGCCUGGCCGUACUGGACGGUCGCCUGCAGCUUCUCUACGACUUUGGCGAGGGCCUGAAAGAGUCUGUCCCGCUGCACACCCUGCCACCCCUGACCACGACCAGCAAGGCGAUCCAGGUAUUCCUGCUGGGGGGCAGCCGCAAGCGCGUGCUGGUGCGGGUGGAGAGGGCCACCAUGUUCACCGUGGAGCAGAACAACACGCUGGAGCAGGCCGACGCCUACUACCUGGGCGGUGCCCCGGUGGACCAGCUGCCCCCGAGUUUGAGGCGGCUCUUCCCCUCCGGAGGCUCAGUGCGCGGCUGUAUCAAGGGCAUCAAAGCUCUGGGCAAGUACGUGGAUCUCAAGCGGCUGAACACCACGGGCAUCAGUGCCAGCUGCACCGCGGACCUGCUGGUGGAACGGGCCAUGACUUUCCACGGCUAUGGCUUCCUGCGCCUGGCGCUCGACAACACUGUGCCUCUCAACGGCAACCUCUACUCCGGGUUCGGUUUCCGCAGCACCCAGGACAGCGGCCUGCUGUACCACCGAGCGUUCCCGGAUGGGCCUUGCGAGGUGUUCCUGCAGCAGGGCCGCGUGACACUCCGGUUUGUGAGGACUGAGGUGAAAACUCGAGGGGGCUUUGCCGACGGUGCCCCCCACUACGUCGCCUUCUACAGCAAUGCCACAGGGAUCUGGCUCUAUGUGGACGACCAGUUUCAGCAGAUGAGGCGCCACCAGGGGCCACGCCCCAGGCCCCAGACCCAGCCGGACAAGCUCAUCCUGGGAGGCCUGCCAGGGCCCAGCACGCUCCAGAACUUCAGCGGCUGCAUCAGCAACGUUUUUGUGCAGCGGCUCCCCCCAGGGCCGCAGCGUGUGUUUGACCUUCAGCAGAACGAGGGCAGCGUCAAUGUGAGUGCAGGCUGUGCCCCAGCCCCGGGCACCCAGAUACUGCCAGCACCACGAGGACUGCAGGCCACAGUGGCUCGGAAGGCCUCCCGGCGCAGCCGGCAGCCCAUCCAGGACCCUGCCUGCACACUGCUUGGGACCCUCAGGACCAUGGGAGAUGCCUACCAAUUCGGGGGUCCCCUGUCCAGUUACCUGGAGUUUGCAGGCAUCCCGGCACCCCCUGUAGACUGGUCCCAGAUCUCACUGCUGGUCCGCCCUCGAACCCCCCGAGGGCUUCUGCUCUACGCUGUGCCCCUGGCAGCCGGCAGUCCCUCCCUGGCUCUCUUUCUGAGUCACCGACACUUUGUCGCUCAGACAGAAGGCCCUGGGCCCCAGCUCCGCGUGCAGAGCCACCAGCGUUCACGGGCUGGCCAGUGGCACAAGGUGUCCGUGCGAUGGGAGAGGACUCGGCUCCAGCUGGUGAUAGACGGGGUUCAAGUCCAGGGCCACAAGGAGCCUGACCAGCUGCGCGAAGGGGCAGAGGGCCCCCAGGCCCACACUCUCUUUGUGGGGGGCCUCCCUGUCAGCAGCCACAGGCCCAAACUCCCAGUGGCCGUCAGCAGCUCAUGGUUCAGCGGUUGUGUGAAGAAUCUGAGAUUGGACGGGCAGCCCCUGAGGGACCCCACUCGAGUGGUGGGGGUCACGCCCUGCUUGUCAGGCCCCCUGGAGAAGGGCCUGUUCUUUGCAGGCAGUGGGGGAGCCAUCACUCUAGACACCCUGGGGGCUACCCUGCCUGAUGUGAGCCUGGCGCUGGAGGUGCGGCCCCAGACAGCCACUGGCCUCAUCCUGCACCUGGGUGGGCUUCAAGUCCCCCCCCACCUGCAGCUGCAGGUGCUGGAGCAGCAGGUCCUGCUGUGGGCAGAUGAUGGUGCAGGCAAGUUCUCCACGCUGGUAACGCUCCCCAGGGCGCUGUGUGAUGGUCAGUGGCACCAACUGGCAGUGACCAAAGGUGGCAACGUCCUCCGACUGGAGGUGGACUCGCAGAGCAACCACACGCUGGGCCCCGCGCCGGCGGCCUCAGCCCACACCCUGGUGCCUUUGCACUUGGGAGGACUGCCUGAACCCACGGACACACGGGCUGGACCCCCCAUGCCGACACACUCUUGGCCUCCAGUCUACCGCGGCUGCAUGAGGAAUCUGGUGGUGAACUGGUCUCCUGUCACCUUGUCUCGCUCUGCAGGCGUCCAGGGGGCAGUGGGGGCCAGUGGCUGCCCAGCUACAUAGCACAGCUGUCCCUCUGGGACUCGAGCCGUGCAGGAGGGCCUUCAGGGGCCCCCAGACCCCACGGCGGGCCACCCCAGGCAGGCAGGGCCCCACCUCAGAGCCCCCAGGCCCUCCGCCAGCUUCGUAGAUGACGUUAGCGUGUAUCUGUCUAGGCUCUAGAUUCUACAGGUGGUCUUCUGGAAACGGUCUAAGUUAUGUCUGACUUUUUAAAUGAAAGGGUGAAACACUAUAAAAUGGGGUUUUUAUACCUUUUAUCCCUUCCACCAACUUUUAAUAGUUUGAGAAAUCUGUAAGUCACUGGUCCCUUCUUCUUAAAACAAAAAUUAAAAAGGAACUUGUUUAA